Molecule: messenger RNA, 1260 nt
Organism: Drosophila miranda
Lineage: Eukaryota; Metazoa; Arthropoda; Insecta; Diptera; Drosophilidae
Gene: DNaseII
Product: plancitoxin-1
Exons: 2
Coding region: 56-1168 (370 amino acids)
Biological process (GO): apoptotic DNA fragmentation
Molecular function (GO): deoxyribonuclease II activity
Source: RefSeq, a predicted model, not a curated record
CAUUAUCUGCCCGACAGACAGUCGUGUUCCGACAGAGCUAUAGAGAGGUUGUAGGAUGAGAUCUUUGUGUGUUUUACUACUACUCAUUGGGAUUUCCAGGCAGUGCUUGCCGGCCAAAGCAGAUGGCAGCAAGAAAGUCUCCUGCAAGGAUGAGCAGGGCAACGAUGUGGACUGGUGGCAUUUGUACAAGCUCCCCAAACAUUACCAACAAAACGAUCUGGGCAAAGAUGUGAGUGGCCUGAGGUAUCUGUAUGUCACGAGCAACAGCUACGACAACUGGCAGCUGUCUGGCAAGAGGGUAGGCGAUGCCGACUCCCUGCCCGCCCAGACGAUCAACGCCUUGAAUGUGGAUCCCACACACACACUGCUGGCGGCCUACAACGAUCAGUGGCCCAAUGGCACUGUCUUUAGCACCGGCGGCCACGCCAAGGGUCUGGUGGGAAGCGAUGGAGAGACGGGCGUGUGGAUCGUACACUCAGUGCCCAAAUAUCCCACCCUGCCGGAGUACACGUACCCCACAACGGGUGAGCAUUAUGCCCAGAGCAUGCUCUGCAUCACCGUGAAGGCCGAGGAUCUGGAGAAGGUCGGCCAGGUGCUGGUCUACAAUGAGCCGCACUUCUACUACGAAAGGAAUCCGCUGCUCCAGAGAUCGGAUCUGCUUUUCCCCAGCCUGGAGAGGGCCAUGCACGGCCAAUGGCGCACCGAAGCGCCCUUCCAGACGGAUCUGGAACUCCGUUCCUUGGACGGCAAGAAGUUCCGUUUGUUCGGCAAGAGCGGACGCGCCAAUGUGGAGCUCUAUGCGGAUGUGGUGGCUCCUGCCUUGGAUGUCAGCCUCUUUGUGGAGGCUUGGCGCGAUGGGGCCGGCAAUCUGCCCAAUCGCUGCGGAAGCAACGACAAGGUCUUCAACGUGGAAUCGGUCGCCAAUCUGGAGCUCUCCGUGGACUUCAAGACCACCCAGGAUCACUCCAAGUGGGCGGUGUCCCGCCCCUCAGGCAUUUUGCUGUAUCAUUGGCGUGUGGGCGGCGGCGAUUGGAUCUGUGUGGGUGACAUCAAUCGGCAGGAGACGCAACUGAAACGUGGCGGGGGCACCCUGUGCCACAAGAGCUCAAGGGUCUCGAAUCUGUACAGGAAUCUCGUGGCCAAUUAUGACAAGUGUGCGGAGGUGUAGUUGGGGAACUUAAAAACGAUUGUGAGCUAUGUACUCCCAUUAUUCCGAUUGUAAUGUAAACGAUUUUCAGAUAAAUAUAUAUUUUAUACAUC